Acanthaster planci (crown-of-thorns starfish) is the source of this 1517-nucleotide messenger RNA. RefSeq lists its product as uncharacterized. Gene Ontology annotation, biological process: phosphorylation. Gene Ontology annotation, molecular function: kinase activity; ATP binding. Lineage: Eukaryota; Metazoa; Echinodermata; Asteroidea; Valvatida; Acanthasteridae. The record is from RefSeq and is a predicted model, not a curated record.
AUCAUAAGAAGUAUGCCGAAGUGCGUACUGGUGUCUGAUGCCAUUGCACUAUGCUGUUUAACUUUCAAUCAUUAGCGAAGAAUAUCAUACUACGACACAGCGUUUUAAUUUGCCUCACAUAUCGGUGUCCGACCCAUUAGGAUGGACGUCUUCUCACUUCUCCUGUUGCUAGCAUCGACGCCACUGUUAUGUUAUAUCUUAGUUCAUUAUAUCUUGCCGCGACCCCAAGAUGGCGAGCCUCCCGUUGGCCUGUGGUUCCUCGUCAGAUACAUCUGGCUCCGGUGGGCCCUGUUUUGGUCCAGGCGCAAGUCCCUGCACCUGAACCAACGUGUAAUGAGCUACGACAGAAUGGUGGCCAAGGCGAGAGAGAUGAGCAGAUUGGAAUUCGGCACGGCUGGAACCCGCCAGACACAAGGUUACACAUCGUUGUACAUCAACGGUUCCGACACUACCGGCGAUCACCGCAUUGUGGUCCGUGUAGUCCUGCGGCCUGACGGCCGACGUGAAGCCUGCUUCUUGCUGCGCGUCCAUGGCGUUGGAGAUCUGGUCCUGCCCAAACACCCGGCCUGCUUAUUUGACCGCGUCCCAGCCGAAGGGUUCGUCGGGGAGGGGCUCAAGUGCUCCGUGCUAGAACCACUGAGGACGUGGCGGAUUAGUUACAACGGACUGUGCCGUGUUGGAAUUGCGAGAGUUGCGGGAGGACACGAUGACCGGCCACUGGUUCACGUGCGAUGCACGUUUCUGUGGAGUGCUUUCACCUCUUACUUCGACUUCUCUACCGAUGUCCACCCUCGAUUGGCCGCCGAGAAUCUGGCGAAAGUGCCAGAGAGCGGAAUGAUGGAGUCUAUGUAUAGGGAUAAUCAACACCAUUAUCAUAAUGAGCAAUUUGGUAUGAUCCAUGGCGUGAUCCAGGUCAGCGGUCAAGACGAGAAGACAGUAGUCAUGCGCGGUGUGAAAUCGCAUUCCUCCGGAACACAGCAGGAAAAGGCCGAGCGACACAUCGUCAACCACAUGGUACUUGAGGAUGGGACGUGUCUACAUGUCGGUGGAUAUUGUCAGGAGGACUCAAGUGUAUUCUCUGGUUACAUGACCAAGCCCAACGGGGCAAUAUUUCCAGCUGUGUCCGUGGAUCUCUCCGUUCGUAGACUGUUUGACAAGGCCAACAACCAGCUGCCCAAGACUUUCUCAUUUAGUGUGCGGUUCGAAAGUAGGCGUAUUAAAGCUUCUGGCUCAGUUUCCUUUUCCCAUCUCGUAAACGUGAACUUGAAGAGUUGUUUAUUCACUUUACGAAGAAAUGCACUGGGAACUUCGAUGCCCUUUGUGGGGAAAUGUAUCCUUAUCCAAAAGACGGUCGAACAAAUGAAAUCAAGUAGAAGGCAACAAUUAACCCGCUUGCUGAUGGACUUGGUAUACAUGGUGUCGAGUAUAGCACAUCGACACCAUGUGGUCAAGGGUUUCACCUUUACCCAAAUGAGCAGUAUGAGUAAAUUUAUUUACAAAUGAAUACGAAAAGUAUA